This is a messenger RNA of Coffea arabica (coffee), 1350 nucleotides long. RefSeq lists its product as uncharacterized. The record is from RefSeq and is a predicted model, not a curated record. Lineage: Eukaryota; Viridiplantae; Streptophyta; Magnoliopsida; Gentianales; Rubiaceae.
CUGAGUUUGCUUUUCCGCCGCUUCUCUCACGUUUUCAGACAAUCCAAGCAGAGACUCGUUGCGAGACUUCGUCUGGCAUCAAGGAACUCCGACUCCCUCUUCGCUCUGCAGGUUGAAAAAGCAUUGAAGCAUAAAAGCAUCUUGUAUACUCAUUCAUCCAACUCAGCUUGGGGGGAAAACGAUUUAAGGCAGUGCAUUUCUAACUACUACAAGAUGAGAAAACAAAGGCGAGGAGGUGGGGAGCGUUUGCAUUUCUCUAAGCAGCAUGAAAUUGAUUUUGCCCACCACCUUGUGAACAUGCAUAGAGCUACUGAAAUUAGGGACAAUAACAUUUCUAGCUAUGUGGUUCCCGAAAUCCAAUGGCGGUUGAACGGCCAAUACGGCACCUCCUUCACCUUUGGUAGUAUAAGAGCCAAAUACUAUGCUUUGCGAGAACUAACCAAACUGUACAUUGCCUUCAAAAGGUUGGGAACGGAAUUGGGUUGGGAUAGCCAGAAGUUUACCUGGCUUAUGGACGAUAACAAGUGGGCCGAGAUAGAGCAGGUGAACCCAAAAUUUGUAAAAUUUCAAAAUGACUGCUCAGUCUAUCAUUUACUUGAGGAGGUAUUUGUCAAUCAAGGCGCAACGGGAGACUUCAGCUCUGGCUUGGAGAACAACCCGCGUACUUCAGCCGAGAAGCAAGACAUGGAGACUGCUGCACGAUGUGCACGGGGAAAGGGAAGGUUAGACUAUGCGGCCGAGGAUGCUGAUAUUGAGGUAGUUGGGGUGAAUGAAGAGAAAGGGAAGAAGGGUAAAGGAAAGCGGAAGUCGGGUGAUUGCUCAAGCGGUAGUCCAAUGUCCAUCACCUCUGGUUCAGUAACUGGUAGAUACCUCAGGGCUCUUGACACUAUUGAGUCGCUGGUUAGUCGAAAGAAGAGCAGCGGCAUGAGUGUGUUAGCCAGCUCUCUGACCAAGCGUCGUUCUGGCCGCUAUCUCUCGAAGAAAUCGGACUAUGAAAUUGCCAUGGAAUAAUUUCGGGGAUUAGAGAACGUGGCCUAUGUAGCCAAAAUGGCCGCUGUUGAAAUAUUGAAGGACUCUCAAGAGUUGGCUAUUUGGAAUUUAGCUAGAUCAGACGCUGACCGCAUUACCUUUAUGAAGUUAAAAGGCUGUUUCCUGCCUGACCAUGGCACUCAGGAGCCCCCUCCCCCACCCCCGUUAAAGUCGUUUGUGCAUUGGGAGCACUUCUUUGAAGCUUGACUUGUUGCCUUUGUUUGUUUAUACUUGAGACAGUUAGUUAUAGCAUUUGCUAUCGGAACAUUUGAGUUUUUUUUUCUUCGAUUGUCAUUUGUUUAUUUAAAUUCUGGAUGCUUU